Messenger RNA from Ailuropoda melanoleuca (giant panda), 532 nucleotides. RefSeq names its product phosphatidylcholine transfer protein (gene PCTP). NCBI's taxonomy places the organism in Eukaryota, Metazoa, Chordata, Mammalia, Carnivora, Ursidae. The transcript is spliced from 4 exons. Gene Ontology annotation, molecular function: phosphatidylcholine binding; phosphatidylcholine intramembrane carrier activity. The record is from RefSeq and is a predicted model, not a curated record. Bases 125 to 517 code for a protein of 130 amino acids.
AGCUCCUCCUCAACCCUCUGUUAACUGUCAAUCACGCUGGACCACCCUCUCAGCCGGCUCCGGAACGCACACCCCGCGGAUCAGCGGCUUUGCCUGCAGGCCGGGGAACCUGGGCUGUGGAAAGAUGGAGCGUGUUUCUGGCGGCUUCUCCGAGGAACAGUUCCGGGAGGCCUGCGCGGAGCUCCAGCAGCCGGCGCCGGCCGGGGCCGACUGGCGGCAGCUGGUGGAGACCCUGGGCAUCAGCAUCUACAGGCUGCUGGACCAGCCAACUGGACUUUAUGCGUAUAAAGUCUUCGGUGUUCUGGACAAUUGCCCACCAGCUGUGCUCGCAGAUGUCUAUAUGGACUUAGACUACAGAAAACAGUGGGAUGGUUAUGUUGAAGGGAAUUUGAGGGAUGUUAUGUUUGGAGAAACUGGUGGGACUGUUGUUGAAAAAUCAGUGGAAAUCGGAUGCCUACAAGAAAGGACCUUGGAAAAGCCAGCGGUACACAGUGACAAGCAACAGGGUGGCCUAUGAUCGAUUGAAUGGUGA